GUAUAGUAUUGUUAACAUUCUUUCACAUAAUAUAAAUAUGUAUUCAUAGAGAUUAAUUGGGACAUAAAGGCUUAUUAAUAUCCAAUCAUACAAUAUUUUCUCUGGUAUCACCCGUGAUAUAAAGCCUGAAUUUAACACCUUUUUAUGAUGCCGAGUUCUGUUUAGGCCACUUUCUCUUCCCAUCAAUGCACACAACUAUGUAAAAGUAAAACACCAGUACCAAAGCGAGAAAAAAAAAAGCAUUUUUUUUUCAGAUAUAAGCUUCAUUGUGUUGGGUGCUGCAAACACCUCCUUCCCCCUUCUCUCUCUUUCUCUCUGAUGGGUUUUGGAAGCAUGUACGAGGAACAUCUUAUACUCAAAGGUUCACACUCACACCCCUAGCACCCAUAGCUUAUGGGCAUGCCAAAGUUAAGCUCUUUCUCCCAACAAGUGCUUCAACACUACAACGUGUGUGUCCACUGAAAAAAAAAAAGAAACAGAAGAAAAAUGCGAGACCUGAAGCUAGUUGAACGCUUCAAGAGCACCCAAGUUCAUGCCCUCAACUCAGAAGCAACUAGCAGAAGAAACAAGGCCACAGUGGGAGCCAGAGCCAGAGCCAUCACAAUCAGAUCAUUGGUGUCAAAGUCCAAAUCCAACACCACAACAACGUCAACAACAACAACAACCUCAGCAGUUGCAAACCUCGUUGUUCCCCUUCAGCUCCCUUCUGCUGACACUCUCGAACCUUCCAUAGAGCCUCACCUUAAACCCAUCAACCUCGUGGAGGCCUUGUCUGAACUUUACCAAAGGCUAGAGUGUUGUUGCCUUCAGUCUGAGAAAAAAACAUCACUUUGUGUGGAGCAGUUCACGCUUCUGCGCAGCCUCGGAGAUCAGAAGCUUCUGAGAAGGUGUCUAAGGACAGCACGGCAAAACGCUGAGGAUGUGCUUUCCAAGGUUGUGCUUUCGGCAUGGUUGAGGUUUGAGAGGAGGGAGGAUGAGCUUGAGGGUGUGCCUUCAAUGGAUUGUGGUGGUGGUGGUGGUAGUUGUGUUCUUGAAUGUCCAAAGGUGAAUUUGGUGAAAGGGUUUAGUAGUCCUUGUUCAAUCAAUGAUAGGUGCCAGUGUCCACAAGGGACUAAAGAGGAAGCAACUAGCAAUGAAGAAAGUGUGUUUUUGUGUUUGCCAGAUGAGGAGAAAAAGGAUGUUUCUUUUUGCAUUGGGAUUGAGGAAAUUGAUUGUGUUAGGUGGAGAAUUGCAGCCCUAUCUGACCCUUUUAAGGCCAUGCUUUAUGGUGGCUUUGCUGAGUCCAAGAUGAGGAAGAUUGAUUUCAGCAAAAAUGGGAUAUGCUCAAAGGGUAUGAGGGCUGUGGAGUUUUACAGCAGGGCUAAGAGGUUGGACUUUUUCUGUGUCAUGACUGUUUUGGAGCUUCUUUCCUUUGCCAAUAGGUUCUGUUGUGAGGAGAUGAAGGCUGCUUGUGAUGCUCAUUUGGCUUCAACUGUUGGAAGUGCUGAUGAUGCAUUGACACUUAUUGACUAUGGAUUGGAAGAGAGGGCACCCCUUCUUGUGGCUUCGUGCUUACAAGUGUUGCUUAGGGAGCUACCAAAUUCUUUGCAUAAUUCAAAGGUGAUGAAUGUAUUUUGUAGUUCUGAGGGAAGGAAAAGGUUGGCCAUGGUGGGGUAUGAUUCUUUCUUGCUGUACUAUUUCCUGAGUCAGGUGGCUAUGGAGGAAAUCAUGGUGUCAAAAACUACAGUUAUGUUACUGGAAAGGUUGGGAGAGUGUGCUGCUGAAAGGUGGCAGAAGGCCCUUGCAUUCCAUCAAUUGGGGUGUGUGCUGGUUGAAAGGAAAGAAUAUAAAGAGGCUCAGCAUAGUUUUGAGGUAGCAGCUGAAGCAGGUCAUGUGUAUUCUGUGGCUGGUGUGGCUAGAACUAAGUACAAGCAGGGUCAGCCAUAUUCAGCCUAUAAGUUAAUUAGUUCUCUCAUAUUUGAGCACAAACCUGCUGGGUGGAUGUAUCAGGAGCGCGCUCUUUACAACAUGGGGAGGGAAAAAAGUUUUGAUUUGGAUGUUGCAACUGAAUUGGACCCCUCCCUUUCAUUUCCAUAUAAAUAUAGAGCCCUGGCAAAGGUGGAGGAGAAGCAAAUAAAGGAUGGAAUUUUAGAGCUUGAUAAGAUUAUUGGAUUCAAGCUCUCUCCUGAUUGCUUAGAAUUGCGGGCUAGGAUGUUUAUAGCUCUUAAGGAUUAUGACAGUGCCAUAAGAGAUAUCAGGGCAUUGUUAACUUUGGAACCAAAUUAUGUAACUUCAAAUGAAAAGAUCUCAGGGAAAUACUUGGUUCAUCUCCUUAGCCAUGUGGUACAGCAGAAGAGUCAGGCUGAAUGCUGGAUGCAAUUAUACGAACAAUGGUCUUCUGUAGAUGAUGUUGGUUCUUUGGCUAUUAUACAUCAGAUGCUGGAGAAUGAGCCUGGAAAGAGCCUACUAGAGUUUCGUCAGUCUCUACUCCUUUUGAGGUUAAACUGUCAAAAGGCUGCAAUGCGCAGUUUGAGGAUGGCCAGAAACCAUUCUAGCUCAAUGCAAGAAAGAUUAAUUUAUGAAGGAUGGAUUCUAUAUGAUACUGGCUAUCGGGAUGAAGCGCUGGCUAGGGCUGAUAGGUCUAUUACAAUUCAGAGAUCAUUUGAAGCCUAUUUUCUAAAAGCAUAUGUGUUAGCAGAUACAAGUAUGGAUCCCGAAUCUGCUUCUUAUGUUAUCGAACUUCUGGAAGAAGCACUUAAAUGUCCUUCAGAUGGUCUUCGCAAAGGACAAGCACUAAAUAACUUAGGGAGUAUUUAUGUAGAUUGUGGUAAGCUUGAUCUUGCAAAAGCAUGCUAUGAGAAUGCCCUUGCAAUUAGGCACACAAGAGCUCAUCAAGGUCUAGCACGGGUUUAUCAUCAGAAAAAUCAACGAAAAGCUGCAUAUGAUGAGAUGACCAAGCUAAUUGAGAAGGCAGAGAGCAAUGCCUCAGCAUAUGAGAAACGAUCAGAAUACUGUGACCGUGAGAUGGCAAAGGUUGAUCUUAAUGUAGCAACCCAACUGGAUCCUUUAAGGACAUAUCCAUAUAGAUACAGGGCAGCAGUGAUGAUGGAUGAGCAAAAGGAAUCUGAAGCUGUUGAUGAGCUCACCAAGGCCAUAAAUUUCAAACCUGACUUGCAGAUGCUUCAUCUCCGAGCAGCAUUUUAUGAGGCAAUAGGGGACCUAUCAUCAGCACUUCAAGAUUGUCAGGCAGCUCUAUGCUUGGACCCUAACCAUACAGACACACUUGAUCUGUAUCAAAGGGCACGGAAACUAAGCUUUUAAUCAUAAACGAUAUGCACAUCAAAUGGCUAAAAUGUGGAGAUCUUGGUUAGGAAAUUUCUGAGGCAUCCCAACUUUGUUAAGACACAAGGAGAGGACAUGGAUAGUCCAACUGUUGAAACAAUGCCAAGACCCCUCAAGAAGCAAUACUUGGAUGAUUAGAGGAAAAGAUGGAGUCAUGUGUUUCACGUGAUCAGAUAGGAAGAUGAUUCAGGUGUACAUCAGAAGAUGUUCAGAAUGAGAAUAGUAACUCCAUUGUUAAAAUAUAGAUUCUUGUGAGCCUUGUGCACAUAAUUUACCUCACAUAUUCACACAUUUGUACAGUGACAGGGUUAUGAUUUAUAGAGAGAUUCACACUUUGUUUCCUACAACUACAAUGUAUAAUUUAUUGUUCUUUAUGAAAGGUUUUAUUUUUUCUGCG
This is a messenger RNA of Glycine soja, 3718 nucleotides long. RefSeq names its product ethylene-overproduction protein 1-like. Gene Ontology annotation, biological process: negative regulation of ethylene-activated signaling pathway. Lineage: Eukaryota; Viridiplantae; Streptophyta; Magnoliopsida; Fabales; Fabaceae. Gene Ontology annotation, molecular function: protein binding. The transcript has 4 exons. The coding region runs from base 487 to 3300 and encodes 937 amino acids. The record is from RefSeq and is a predicted model, not a curated record.